Messenger RNA from Perkinsus marinus ATCC 50983, 288 nucleotides. RefSeq lists its product as hypothetical. The transcript has 2 exons. The annotation marks the transcript as partial. Lineage: Eukaryota; Perkinsozoa; Perkinsida; Perkinsidae. The record is from RefSeq and is a predicted model, not a curated record.
AACGCCGGAGUGAUUGAAAUAGGAGUUGAUGGGGAUACCAAGGCGUCACCAAGCAGUGAUCUGGCGCUGGGGGAGCUCAGCCCAGUGGUGGGCGAGGAAAGCCGGUGGCAGAAGCAAGUCGAUAGCUUGACGGCAGCCCUGGGAGAGAAGGACGAGCGGAUAGAGUCGUUGCAGAGACAGCUGAAGGAGCAGGAAGAGACCGAUAAGGCACGAUGGGAGGAGAUAGCAGCGCUGAGAGCGGAAGUGGAAAGCAGCAAGAGUGCACUCAGGAAGGUUACCAGUAGGUGA